GGGACGGAAGGAGCGACUCGUCUUCAUGUUUUCGGCUGGCCGACCGUAUCCGUACGGAAAUGGCUCUUUCUCUUUCUUUCUUUCUUGCAUGCGUCCAUCUUACGAUCCAUCCACGCCAGAUAAGGCCAAAUGAUUUAAUUUGGAUCAUCGCCUCACCCUGAAGCGUCUCUAAAUAUCUCUUUCCGGCGUGGUGUUCUUGAAUGGAAUCUCACCCGUCUCGGUUUCGUCUGGCUGGAAUGGAACCCCACCAGAGCCUGCCAGGUACCCAACGCGCGAACCGACAGGCGGCGAAUCGCGUUUUCUGGCCGAGCGAGAGAAGCACACAGCAGCCGGAGUCUCGGACUCCACUCCCUGCAAAGAGACCCCUGCCAGCUCGUGUCGCAUCCAGACACUCUCAUCCGGUUCUGCCCAGGACAGAACAAUGGUCUUUUAUUUCUUUUCAUCUCCUGUUUCUGCGAUUCUGGAAUUCUGACAUCAACAACCUUGCUCGAAUCUCGGAGCAAUGGUGGCAGUGUCGUCUGCGCCGUGAAAAUUGGUGUCAAAGAGAGAAACGGACCGCCCCCUCCCCCCUCACUCGCCCCUUUCCAAAUGGAUCAUCUCUACGGCCCGCAGGGAGUGCUGCACGGAACAGGAGAUCCUACAAACAAGGCAGGCACCCACAGCACCCAACAACAAGCGAAGCACGACUGCAGCGUUCCCGCAACGCUCUCCUCCGGCGCGUGCUGCAUCAGUUCAGCAGUCGCUGCCCGAAAGAAGCUGAGUGGCCGGGGUAUGAACUGGCCUCAAUCACCCACGAAACGCAGCAUUCUCCCGUCUCAAAUUUCGGGUCAUCGCCUAACUCGCAGUUAUUGAGAACAAGUUGCCACUGGACUCCGAAGGGAGCUUCAACGGUAGCUCACUCACGGGUGGCCGUUUUAAUAAGCAAUCAAUGCCUUGAUCUAACCCUGGGGUGUGCCCCAUGGGGGAAGUGCGCCAAGAUUCGGCCACCCUUGCGAUCGAUGCCCUUCCAGGGAUGUCUGCCGGCCGACGGUUUUGACGAACAACGGUGAAAAUGGUGAAGUUAUAGUGGAACAAGGUUCCCAGCAAGUACGCGUUUGUCACACAAGGAGCUUUGAAGGACAAGCGGCCACACCUGAGGAGGUAUGGCGGAGGCGCGACGACCGGACAGACCUCGGACGGCGUCAUCAUUUUCCUCAGCCACGCAUGUUGGUCGGCAAGGUGAGAUCGACCCUCGUGUCCUUGAACAACGCAGCCUCCGUUUGAGGAUGGGAUAUAUCUCCCGGCUUCAAGCACCUGCGUUCUCUGGGUAAAUCAGCGAGCUGCGCCAUCCGUCCAGCACCCAACCUCCCAAAAACUUAAAAUCUCACCAGAGCAGUUAGCGGUCUCGGCGUUACAUACGUCAACAGCUCUCAAGGUG
This is a messenger RNA of Chaetomium fimeti, 1417 nucleotides long. RefSeq lists its product as uncharacterized. Bases 201 to 1049 code for a protein of 282 amino acids. The record is from RefSeq and is a predicted model, not a curated record. NCBI's taxonomy places the organism in Eukaryota, Fungi, Ascomycota, Sordariomycetes, Sordariales, Chaetomiaceae. The transcript is spliced from 2 exons.